AUGGGGGGCUUUCAGUUUGUGCGGCGCGCUCCUACAGGAGGACCGGAACCGACUCGGUUGGGCACGUACAAUGACAAGUAUGUCAUCGUCUACGAUUUUGAAGGCGUCGACACGGAUACUGCUAAGAAGGAGAUUACCACCCUCAUUCGUGACCUCGAGAGUGUCGGCCUCUAUACGGAAGUACGACCCGGCUAUGACGAAACGUUGCUCGUUUUCGCCAAAGCCCCCCGGGAGCUCCUACAAACCAUGGUCUACAAUUCCCGGAUAAAGGACUGGCUUUACGGCAUCGUUCAGACACAUCCGGGUGAGAGCAAAGAGGCCAUGGGCCGCGACGGCUUCGAAGCAGAGGACAUACUCUCCAUGUACCACCUCGUCAACUGGCCCAAGCCGCUCGGAGGUGCCGGGAUCACUCCCGGUUGGGGCCAGUGGGAGAGAGUCAGAGCCAUUUUCCCACUGCAUAACGAGGCGACGAAUUCGAGCCUCAUGAAGCAUCUGAGCAGGCGUCUGGUGCUCACGAACGAAGACCUGGACCAGAUUCGCAACCUGUUCGGCACAAAGGUCGCCUUCUACUUUGCCUUCAUCGAGGCGUACGUAGUCUUCUUAACCUUCCCUGCAGUGACUGGUUUGAUUGCGUGGAGCUGGCUGCCCGGUUAUUCCGUCAUUUAUGGUAUCGUGACGUGUGUGUGGUGCACCGUAUUCCUGGAGUACUGGAAGCUUCAGGAGAUUGAUCUUAGCAUUCGGUGGAAAGUGAGGGGUGUGGGCUCUGUGAAGAUCACUCGGCCGCAGUUUAGGUGGGAAAAGAUUCUCGUGGACGAGGCGGGUCGGGCGAGGCACUAUUGCCCCAAAUGGAAGCAGGUUGCUCGUCAGCUGUUGCAGAUCCCUUUCAUUCUCUUCGCCGUUACGAUUCUCAGCGUCUUGAUGCUUGCCGUGUUUGCCAUCGAGACGCUUGUGUCGGAGAGUUACGGCGGGCCAUUUAAAAACGUCAUGGAAUACGUUCCGACCAUCAUAUUCGCCGUCAUCCUACCCUAUGUAAACGGAUGCCUCGAAAACGUCGCCACUGCACUGGCCGAUUUCGAGAACCAUCGAACCGCCGACAACUACGACAUGUCGCGCACACAAAAGACGUUCGUCUUCCAAAUCAUCACCAACUACCUCCCAAUCCUCAUCACCUCCUUCAUCUACGUCCCCUUCGGGAAGGACAUCGUGCCGAAGCUGGAGAGGUUGACUUUGGCAAUGUUCGGCACAUUCGGACAAAAGUAUCUCCUCACCGUGAACCGGUCUUUCACCGUGGACCCGGACAGGUUGCGGACGGAAGUCAUCGCCUUGACGGUCACCGGCCAAAUUUCCGCCUUCUUCGAAGAGAACGUAUUCCCCGUAGUAAAGCGCAAGGCCCAACGGUGGUAUCAAGAGUACCGCAACAAGCCCGUCAGCCGUGAUGCCUCUUCCGCUUAUCUCCUGAACGACGACCCGGAAGAGGCCGAGUUCCUCAACAGCGCGCGCAACCAAGCCACACUCGAGAUUUACAACGUACAGGACGACAUUGCCGAAAUCGCUCUUCAGUUCGGGUACCUCGCGCUCUUCUCGCCCGUAUGGCCGCUCCUGCCGAUAGGUUUCCUCAUAAACAACGUCCUCGAGCUACGCACGGAUUUCUUCAAGAUCAUCAACGAGCAGCAGCGGCCUGCGCCUGUGCGGACAGACGGCAUCGGGCCGUGGAUCAACUCGCUCGAGUUCCUGACGUGGAUGGGGAGUAUUUCGACGGGGGCCAUCGUGCACUUGUACGGGGGUUCUGGCGUGGUGGCGGGGGGUGCGUGGUGGGCGAUGCCCAUUACCAUCUUCGUGAGCGAGCACGUCUUCAUGGGCUUGCGCUCGGCGGUGAGAUAUACCCUGCACCGCAUCGGAUCUGAGCAGAUCCGGAAGGAGAGGAAGCAACAGUAUAUUUCUCGAGUGAAGUACUUGGAUGAGAUCAAAGAGAGGAGCAAGGCUACGCUGAGUGCUACGCCGGCGGAGAAGCAGCGGAGGAAGUCUGUGAGGGCGAUGGAUCGGGAUACGUUCUUUACCAAGCAGGUUGAGGAGGGUGUUAGCGCUAGUGUUGGGGUUGAACUAAUACAGGCGAUCAAGGGGAAGAGGGACCAUGACUCGAAGGACCGACCACUAAAGACAGAUUAG
Scedosporium apiospermum is the source of this 2166-nucleotide messenger RNA. RefSeq lists its product as uncharacterized. Gene Ontology annotation, cellular component: cortical endoplasmic reticulum. Gene Ontology annotation, biological process: chloride transmembrane transport. The record is from RefSeq and is a predicted model, not a curated record. Gene Ontology annotation, molecular function: chloride channel activity. The transcript has 4 exons. Bases 1 to 2166 code for a protein of 721 amino acids. Lineage: Eukaryota; Fungi; Ascomycota; Sordariomycetes; Microascales; Microascaceae.